UGUCCAUCCAAAUUUCAUCCCCACGCCAGCGCGGCCGCGAGAACAAGCGGGCCCAGCCAUGCAGGCAGUGAAAGCUAUCACAAUUCAUAUCCAGCUAUAGGGCUGCUGCCGGCAGGCGCACAGUUUGUGUCCAAGAGAAGUCAUCAGGAGCGUCUGGAAGAGAACAGGGAACAGGUUGGACCAACUCAACAGUCCGGUACAGUUUGAUUGUUGGCAAUUGAAGAGGACGGCAUGUUACCUUUCCGGCACGGGGGCGCAGCCCGACCGCUGCUCACCCUAGGCGAGAUGUUGGAGGAUCUGGCGGGAGAGGACGUAGCAGGGGGAGCCCCUCCGAAUGCUGAGCAGCUUGAAGGUGCACGAGACCGAGAAUCUGGUGGGACCGGGACCCUGGAGGCACGGUUUGAACGUGCGCUGAGUGAGACCAGCUCCUCCCUUCGAAACCCGGGGACGUCUUGGAUAGGGCCCACCCAGAAGCUCUCCUCGAGCCUGACGACAGCUGAUCAGCUCAUCUCGGUGGCCGCUUCAGAGCUUUUGAGUCUUUCUCGUAAAGUAGAUCAGGCUGCUCACUUAGUGACGCGCUCUCACAAUCAGUUGGAGAAACUGAAAUCAAGACCGCUAAGCUGAUGCUCUGCCGCUAAGAAAGGCUGAACGUCCAUGACGUAGGAAAUGAAAGCAAUCUACAAAGCCAUUUGAAUUCAGAUCGGAGUCCUAAAUACAGUCUCACUGUAGCACCUAGUCACUAAUAUGUACGUAGCGCCACAGCAUGUACCUUCUGAUCAUGUACAUUUACAAUCUGAGCCAUGGCCGAAGCGCCACGGGCAUUCGCUGGGAGCUGAGUCCAACGAAGGCCGCCCGGGCUCCUACUUAUUUCUCG
This is a messenger RNA of Klebsormidium nitens, 874 nucleotides long. The record is from the annotation of a GenBank genome assembly. NCBI's taxonomy places the organism in Eukaryota, Viridiplantae, Streptophyta, Klebsormidiophyceae, Klebsormidiales, Klebsormidiaceae.